GCCUUGCAUUCUGUCUAUCUACGUCUAGACAAGACUAAAAAGAAUUUCUAAGGAGCAAAACACCACCCUCUUUCGAGGGUGUAGCCACCCCGGAUGGGGUUUCUCUAUGUCUCGCCCGCCCGCGGUAGUUUUCAAUUCCGUCAUCUUAACCGGCCACUCUCAGCCUCACGCACCAACUACAUACGCCGCCCGAAGUCAACUCGACUUUUUAACACAAGGGUGGGUCGAAUCGAGAAUCGAACUCAAGACCCAGCCAGGUGAGGUUGUCGACGGUAGUGAAACGCUACCUCGCGAGGUAUAAUGCCUGGGAACCGGCCGCGGGCUUACACAC
Mytilinidion resinicola is the source of this 331-nucleotide messenger RNA. RefSeq lists its product as uncharacterized. The transcript is spliced from 2 exons. Lineage: Eukaryota; Fungi; Ascomycota; Dothideomycetes; Mytilinidiales; Mytilinidiaceae. Bases 107 to 301 code for a protein of 64 amino acids. The record is from RefSeq and is a predicted model, not a curated record.